Messenger RNA from Rhinichthys klamathensis goyatoka, 1044 nucleotides. RefSeq names its product calcium regulated heat stable protein 1 (gene carhsp1). Lineage: Eukaryota; Metazoa; Chordata; Actinopteri; Cypriniformes; Leuciscidae. Gene Ontology annotation, biological process: regulation of mRNA stability. The transcript has 4 exons. Gene Ontology annotation, cellular component: cytoplasm. The record is from RefSeq and is a predicted model, not a curated record. Gene Ontology annotation, molecular function: mRNA 3'-UTR binding. Bases 157 to 624 code for a protein of 155 amino acids.
CCCUCAUUCACAGUCAGACUCCCGAGUAGACCAGCAAACAAUAAGCAACAACUACUUUCUUUCGUGUCUGGCUGCUUUUCGUUAUUCACUGCCUCCAACAAUCUACGGUUGUUUUCUCUGGCUCGUGCACAUUUGCAAACGUGUCCCACCGUCAGCAUGUCCUCAGAAGCGUCAUCUCCUGUGAAGUCCACCACCCCUCCUCUGUCCCCGCUGUCCCCGGUGUCCCCCAGCUCUCUUCGUCUGCCUGCAUGUCGCAACAGAGACCGGUCGCCCUCCCCCAUGAGGGGCUACCUGAUUCCCAGUCCCCUGCCCACCCGCCGCAACCGCACCUGCUCAGCUCAAGCGCGUGCAGCUGAGGGCCCGGUCUUCAGUGGGGUCUGCAAGUGCUUUUCACGUUCCAAAGGACACGGUUUCAUCACGCCAUCAGACGGAGGCAAUGACAUCUUUGUGCACAUAUCUGACAUCGAGGGUGAAUAUGUGCCUGUGGAAGGAGAUGAAGUGAGCUACAAGAUCUGCUCUAUUCCACCCAAACAUGCAAAGAUCCAGGCCGUUGAGGUGACCAUCACUCAUUUAGCACCAGGCACGAAACAUGAGACCUGGUCAGGAGCAGUGUUUGAAUCAUGAGGUCCUUGAGAACAGCAGCUCUCUGAAUCUGAACUCUUACAUAAUGAUGUCGAAAAGGGUUUCUGUUUCUUUUCUGGAGGUUUGGGGGAAAGGGAACAGGGCUGAAUGAAUGAAUGCCUUUAAGUGCUGUGUGUGACAUGACAGCAAAUUUCCACAAAAAAAAAAAAAAAAAAAAAAACCUUGCUGCUUUUUUUCUUUAUUUGGGUUCAGGAAGGGAGUUUGUUUGAAAUGAUCUUGAUUAUUUGGUUUGUUUAAUUAUGUGGCAUGAACCAUAAUCAGUUAUACUUGCAUUAACCAUCUGUGAAUUGCAGACUGAUUUGAUUACUCAUGAGAACUGAUUACACACUCUUAACAGGAAGCCUUAACACAUAUCUAAUAUGUAGAUUUCCCUUUUUUUUUUAUUCGCUGAAAAAAAAAACA